UCAUGACCCAGAACAUACAUGUUUGAUUUUGGAAUUACGUUUUAUAUAAAUGCUUAUUGCUCAUUCUUUACUAGUUUCUCCCGACCCAAAAGACACAGGCCCGUUCUUCAUUCAAGUCACGUCAGUUUCGAUGAGUUCAUGCGCUGUUGCAAAGCCCGGGUUGAUGCCCGAAGGUGGAGUUGAGCAGAUUGAAUUGCUCAGGGCACUUGAUGAUAUACAUGGGGGAGUCGUUAUAGACAUGAAUGACCAGCAUAUGGAUCCUGAGGUUUUCGCUUCUUUACUGCAGGCCUCACUGUCAGAAUGGAGGCGAAAGGGAAAAAAGGGCGUUUGGAUCAAAAUACCAAUUGAACUCUCAGAUCUAGUUCAUGCUGCAGUCAAGGAAGGAUUUACUUAUCACCAUGCUGAAUCAGAUUACCUAAUGCUUAAACAAUGGCUGCCUGAAACUGUUGAUACUCUUCCUGCAAAUGCUUCUCAUCGAGUGGGCAUUGGUGCUUUCAUCAUGAACAAUAAGAGAGAGAUGCUUGUUGUUCAGGAGAUCAAUGGCAGAUUCAAAGAUACAGGUAUCUGGAAGAUGCCAACUGGGACUGUUAAUGAAGGUGAGGAUAUCUGUUCAGCCGCAGUUAGAGAAGUCAAAGAAGAGACAGGAAUUGAGACAGAGUUUGUGGAAAUCUUAGCGUUCAGGCAGAGCCACAAGUCAUUCUUUCGAAAAUCAGAUUUAUUUUUUGUUUGCAUGUUAAAGCCACAAACAUUUGACAUCCAGGAGCAGAAUCAAGAGAUUGCAGCAGCCCAGUGGAUGCCAUUUGAGGACUAUGCAGCUCAAGCCUUUGUCAAACAGAACAAACUCUUUGACCAUGUAGCAGAAAUAUGCUUGGCAAAAACAGAUAAGCAGUAUACUGGUUUUACCCCUCUAGCAAAGACGACAUCUUCUGGAAAAGCAAGCUACUUGUAUUUUAACAAGCGAGAUAUGGACGACCUACUCACUUCUGAUAAACAACAAUAGAAAACUCGAUGCAACUUCAUAACAUCAAUGCAAGUGCAAAUUCUGUGAAUAACCAUUGUUGUUAAAUCCCUUCUAGUGUUACUAGUAGUGUCAGAUCUAGCGUUCAGUUUAGCGAUUAACCUUGUGCAUGUGUACAUUGAUGUCUUAAUCGUCAAAGUAGUGUCAAUAACGGUUCCUGUAGAUUAUGUGUCAUGUAUAUUUCUGUACACUGAAAUAUGCUAAUUGGUUUGAUACUUUGAUGUAGUUUUCCAACUGUAAUGUGUCAUUUGCUGUGGCUCUUUAGUACAAUCAACCGAAGCUGUUU
Argentina anserina (silverweed cinquefoil) is the source of this 1304-nucleotide messenger RNA. RefSeq names its product nudix hydrolase 2-like. The transcript is spliced from 8 exons. Lineage: Eukaryota; Viridiplantae; Streptophyta; Magnoliopsida; Rosales; Rosaceae. The record is from RefSeq and is a predicted model, not a curated record. The coding region runs from base 50 to 1000 and encodes 316 amino acids. Gene Ontology annotation, molecular function: NAD binding; ADP-ribose diphosphatase activity; NADH pyrophosphatase activity.